Messenger RNA from Syngnathus acus (greater pipefish), 811 nucleotides. Its product is annotated as lymphocyte antigen 75-like. Gene Ontology annotation, cellular component: external side of plasma membrane. Bases 47 to 811 code for a protein of 254 amino acids. Gene Ontology annotation, biological process: biological process involved in interspecies interaction between organisms. Gene Ontology annotation, molecular function: carbohydrate binding. NCBI's taxonomy places the organism in Eukaryota, Metazoa, Chordata, Actinopteri, Syngnathiformes, Syngnathidae. The record is from RefSeq and is a predicted model, not a curated record. The transcript has 8 exons.
GUGUGCUCACGGGUGGCGCGGGCAUGGCACCAGCUGCUACAAGAAGAUGGCAGUCCCCAACGGUUGGCUCGGCGCCUGGCACCACUGCGUCUCUGAGGGCGGCAACCUGGUCUCGAUCACCUCCUCGGCCGAGGAAGACUUUGUGAAGGCCACCAUGGCCAAGUACAACCACUUCUGGCUGGGACUCUCCAACCAGAAAUGCGACAAGGUCUGGUGUCGCUUUGAAGGCGGGAGCCAGAAGGUGGCCUGGUCCGAUGGCGAGACAAUAAAGCACACCAACUGGGCCCCAAAUCAACUCGAAAGCGCCGACGUCGCGUCCUGCGCCUACGUCGACCAAAAGGUUUGGAAGAAUUCCGGGAAGUGGAGGUCUGGCUCCUGCGCUUCCUCCUUAGCCUACAUGUGCAAACGGCCGCUGGACUGCCCGACGUGUUCCCCCAAAAGUGGUCCUGCUGUAGUGAAGACUUCUGACUGCGACGAUGGCAACGUCCUUUCUGGCGAUCAUUGCUAUUUUCAUGGCCCGAGUCCUGCAACUCAAGAGGAUGCUGAGGAGUUCUGUCUCGCCCGGGGAGCCCAACUGCCUCGCGUCCACUCUAAGCGAGAUGGCCAAUUCCUGUCUGAUCACUUUCAAAGUAGUCAUUAUCCUUGGGUGGGACUCAAGAAGAAGGGCAACGACUACAAGUGGAGUGACGGAACAGCUUUGGACUACGAAGACCUCAAUGACAGACGCUACUCCUGUGGUGACUGCGCAUUCAUGACUUCUGACGCACAGAUCAACCUGAACUACAGAUGCCAAUACAAGCAACUGGACUGA